CAGGAAGCGCGGCAGGCUUAACCACAGAGUGAAACGCCCCAGUUUAGACGCGCCUGUGACAUUGUAGAGACGAUGAGAAACAAGAAGCAAGUCACCAAACUAAUGCUCUGCGGAUGAAGGAACAUCUUUAAGUUCUAGAGUGCGGCCCACAGGAUGACCCAGUUACCUGACCGAAAGGACUAAUUUGAAGAAGAAUCAGACAAAGCAAGUGUGGUACCAUGAUGCCAGUUGAGCCAAACAACACAAGCAAUGAGGGAUUAAAUCUCUCCUUUUGCUUUUCUAUUAACAAAGACCGUUUAAAAACCAAUGACACCAUCGCUGCACGCUACUUUCCAGUGGUGUUCUCUGUGCUGGGCCUCAUCUCCAACUUGUUUGCCUUUGUAGUGCUGGUUAAGACCUUCCAGCAAACACACAGCCGCUCUCGAUCCUCCUUCCUUCUCUUUCUGUGUGGCCUAGUGGUGACUGACUUCAUGGGCCUGCUCGUCACUGGAGUCAUUGUGGUUCCUUUUCGCUUCACAGAAUAUAAGUGGACAGACUUGGACCCCCACUGUCACCUCUGCAAUUUUAUGGGCAUGUCCAUGGUGUUCUAUGGACUGUGCCCACUCCUUUUAGGUGCCACAAUGGCCAUGGAACGAUUUGUUGGCAUCACUCAGCCCUUUGCUCGGUCCACCAAAAUGUCAAAGGGCCGAGCAUACACCAUGGUGCUCAGCGUGUGGGUGACAGCCUGGUGCAUAAGCCUGUUGCCUCUGAUCGGUUUGGGUAGCUAUCACCUCCAGAUUCCUGGUUCGUGGUGCUUCCUGAACAUCAGCUCUAAGCCUCUGGAUAUGGUUUUCUGCCUGGUGUUUUCAGGGGUCGGGCUACUGUGUCUGGCUGUGUCCUUCAUCCUGAAUACUGUGAGUGUGGUCACCUUGCUAAGAAUCUGCUGUGGACAGGACUCCACUCAGCGCCGGAGAGACUAUGAGGUGGAGAUGAUGGUGCAGCUCAUCCUUAUCAUGGUCAUUGCAUCCGUCUGCUGGUACCCAUUGCUGGUGUUUAUUGCACAGACAGUUUUGUCUGCUUCAAAGCUGGACCUCCUCAAACUGUUGCUCUACAUUCGCUUUGCUACCUGGAACCAGAUCCUGGACCCUUGGGUCUACAUCCUCUUCCGAUGUUCCGUACUAAAAAGGAUCUAUCCUCGUGCGGCCUUGUCUCGUGGCUUCACCUCUUUGCGCAGACUUACUCAAUCCUCAAUCGGGCGCCCAAGCAGUCUCAGUCAGCAAGUCUCAGAAGAACCAAAGCGGGAAGAAGCUCUUAUGUCUCCUGCUAACUGAUCACCACUCAGGACUGUUGGUUUAAUGCUCCAAGAGUCUUUUAUAUAUAUUUAUUUAAAAUUUAAUUCCCCAAAACAUAAUAACAUGAUUUUGCGUAGUGGAUAGCACUGUGGUCUCACACCUCUAGGGUCGAAGGUUCGAUUCCUGUCUCAGGUCUGUAUGCAUGUUUUUUUUUCAGGUACUCCGCUUUCUUCCCGCAGUCCAAACAUGCAGAUUAGAUUAAUUAGCGUUCCCAAAUUUUCCACAAUGUGUGUGUGUGUGUGUGUGUGGCCUGCGAUGGUUUGGCACCCUGUCCAGGGUGUACCCUGCCUCGUGCCCAAAGUCACCUGGGAUAAGCUCCAGGCCUCCUUCGGCCCUGUACGGGAUAAGCAGUAUAGAAAAUGAUGAUGAUGAUGAUGAUGAUGAUGACGAUGAUAAUUUGUUAACAUUCAGUUUUAUUUGUACUCCAUUUUAACUACAGGGGUAGCCAGGGGUAGCUCAGUGGUUAAGGCAUUGGACUACGGUUCGGAAGAUCCCAGGUUCAAACCCCACAACUACCAAGUUGCCACUGUUGGGCCCUUGAGCAAGGCCCUUAACCCUCAACUGCUCAGAUAUGUAAUAAGAUUAAAAAAAAAAUGUAAGUCGCUCUGGAUAAGAGCGUCUGCCAAAUGUCUAAAUGUAAAUGUAAACUACAGUCAUUGUCACAAAGCAGCUUUAAAGGAACUCAAAAUAAGAAAUGCAUUUUUCUACAAAUAAGUGGUUUGUGAUUUUGUAAUUUCACUUGUGUUUACAAGUGCAUGCAAGUGUUGAAUUAACUCCUUGCUAACUCCCUGUUAUAUGAGCUGAUAUGAGCUACUUUCCUAAGUAGUUUUCAAUUUCAGUUUAAGGUAUUACUUGCAACUCGGAACUGCUCUAAUGCAAAUGCCGAGGGGCAUAUUCACGCAUCUAAAACUUUGUAUGCAUGCAAACGUUUCACAAUAAAUUUAUAUGGAAAAUAUAUAAUUGUUAUAAAUGUCUGGGUAUUGCAAGACCAGCAUUCUUUCCACAUAUACAUUGUAAAUAGCACAGCGUGAGCAUUGUUGGGAUCUGAGAUGAUUAUUUUAACAUUUGACUGAUAACUUGAUCAUUUAUAAAUUAAAAUGUGUAGUCCAAUGGUGUAAAAUUGGCAGAUUUGGUCCUUAUCUUGCUCGGUAGUAAUUUUGACUAUUGUUGCCAAGCUUGAUCAUGAAAUUCCAUAUCAUUGAAUUUUGGAUCUGUUUAAGUGACAUGACUGCAGAAUGGCAAAUGGAAAUUAGCCAGGAUUCAAUGUUACUUUAUAAUAUUAAUCUGAGAUGCGUACAUUCUUUUAAUUUUAAUGAAUUUUCAUCAAAUUGUGUUGCAUUUUCCUUCGUCCUUUGGGAAAAUCAAACCAGAAAAGGAUGUCAAUGGGUAAACUAAUCAUAUUCAAAUAUUUAAAUCUGGACAGAUAUCUGCUACAUUUUUAUUAGUCACCCAGAACCUCCAAAAGCAUCCAUCCAUAUUCCCUACCCUGAUCUCCACCAGUCAGUCUCCUUCAGAGUUCACAGGUUUAUUAAUCACACUCACAUGUAGCUUGUUAGCGUGUGCAUUUAGUCACCCAUUCGCUCAUUUUGCUUCUGUGUAAAUUUUCAUUUGUAUUUUCUGCCUGGAGAUUUCGAACUUUGUUGUUUGAAAUCAAUAAACCGUGUUUCCUUUGGUUUUUUUUUUUUUUUUGGUUCAAUUAAACGUGUUUCCUCUGUUUUUAGUUUUUUUUUCAAUAAAAUGUGUUUCCUCUGUUUUUUUUAAACCACAGUGCAUGUACCUUCUUUAAUCUUAUGGGGCAGCAUGUGAUGAUUUAUAUUUUGUAACAGUUUCUUAAUAUUUUAUAAUGUACGUUUUUAAUGUACUUAUUCUGAUACAUUACUGAUUCGAUGGAAACAACUCAUUCACAAGACCAGUAUUGUGGACAUGAUUAAAAAAAAGAAUAUUUAAGUUUUGUUUUUUUGUUUUUUUAAGAAAAAAACAUGAAAUUGUUAAUAAGUCUUCUGCACAGUGGCUUUUAUUAACUAUUUACUAAAGGAGUAUCCAGUGUCAGGACAUUACUGUCUGAGUUUUGCUAACUUCAGGAAAGCAUUUCACUGCAUAUCAUACUGUGUAUGGUUGUGUAUGUGACAAAUAAAAGAUUGUAAGCAAUCCUUCUACAA
Messenger RNA from Clarias gariepinus (North African catfish), 3490 nucleotides. It is a transcript of the gene tbxa2r, whose product is annotated as thromboxane A2 receptor. The record is from RefSeq and is a predicted model, not a curated record. NCBI's taxonomy places the organism in Eukaryota, Metazoa, Chordata, Actinopteri, Siluriformes, Clariidae. The transcript is spliced from 3 exons. Gene Ontology annotation, biological process: inflammatory response; positive regulation of vasoconstriction; adenylate cyclase-activating G protein-coupled receptor signaling pathway. Gene Ontology annotation, molecular function: thromboxane A2 receptor activity. Bases 219 to 1310 code for a protein of 363 amino acids. Gene Ontology annotation, cellular component: plasma membrane.